AUGAAUAAAGAAAAUAUUAUUUCAAUUCAAUCACAAGUUUUUGAUGGAUUUUGUGGAAAUAAUGUUGCUAUUUUUGUUCUAAGAAGAAGAGGGCAUAUUCCUAAAAUAUUGAAUACCGUUCAAUAUUAUUCUAAAUUUAAACAUAUUGGUGUAGAAAUAAAAAGUGAAGAAUUAAAAACAAUUUUAAAUGAAUUUAAUGAGAGCAUACAAAAUGUAGAUAACAAUAUAUAUUUUCUAACAGGAUAUAUUAGAUCAAAGGAAUGUGUUGAAACAGUUAUUAAUAAUAUUAUAGAAUUGAAAAAAAAAAAAAAAGCAAUAUGUUCAAAUGAAAAAAUAUUAAAAAAAGAUAACUAUUUAAUUGAAAAUUUAAUAGAUGAAAAUUUUUUUUGGAUUUGUGAUCCUGUAAUGGGAGAUAAUGGAAAAUUAUAUGUUGAUAAUGGUGUGGUUAAUACUUAUAAAAAUUUUAUUUCUUUUGCUGAUAUAAUAACACCAAAUCAAUAUGAGUUAGAAUUAUUAUGCAAUACUAAAAUAUCUGAUGAAAAUGAUGUAAUUAAUUCUAUAAAAUCUUUGUUAUUUAAAGGAGUAAAAAUAGUUAUAGUUACUUCUAUUAAUUAUAUUUUUGAUAAAGAUAAUUUAUAUUUAUAUAUUGGGUUUUUAAAUAAUAAAAAUAAACCAGUUUGCUUUAAGUAUAAAUUUUUAAGAUUUGAUUUUAAUAUAUGUGGUACAGGUGAUUUAUUUUCUUCUUUAUUAUUAUCUUUUAUAACUAGACAAAAGGGAAAUAUUCUUCUAAUUAUUUCACAAGUUUUAAAUAUAUUACAAAAUGUCAUAAAAAAUAGUUUAAAUUCUUUAGAAUUACUUAUAAUAGAAAACCAAGAUAUAAUAGCGAGUAAUGGGCUAAACGGAACUAUGAUUAAAGAAGAAGAAGUUUUUAUUCCUUAA
Plasmodium gallinaceum is the source of this 939-nucleotide messenger RNA. It is a transcript of the gene PDXK, whose product is annotated as pyridoxine kinase, putative. The transcript has 3 exons. Gene Ontology annotation, biological process: pyridoxal 5'-phosphate salvage. NCBI's taxonomy places the organism in Eukaryota, Apicomplexa, Aconoidasida, Haemosporida, Plasmodiidae. The record is from RefSeq and is a predicted model, not a curated record. Gene Ontology annotation, molecular function: pyridoxal kinase activity. Bases 1 to 939 code for a protein of 312 amino acids. Gene Ontology annotation, cellular component: cytosol.